Molecule: messenger RNA, 1290 nt
Organism: Durotheca rogersii
Lineage: Eukaryota; Fungi; Ascomycota; Sordariomycetes; Xylariales; Xylariaceae
Exons: 1
Coding region: 154-936 (260 amino acids)
Source: RefSeq, a predicted model, not a curated record
UCCCCUUCUCCUCCUCCGGCCUCCUCCCUCCCUACCUCGGUGCCGUCCCGCACCCAUCUACGACACGCUUGCUGCCCGCUCCCCCCCCCUUUCCGUUCUUCCGCUUCCGCUUCCGCUUCUCCCUCCGCACACGUGUGCACGCACGUGCGCGCGAUGGAGCCCUCGCUGCUGAUGCGCGUCCCCGCCGAGGUGCGCAUGCUGAUCUACGACUACCUCUUCGACGACGGCGGCCACAAGCAGCUGCGCAUCCAGAACGCCGCCGUGGGCCGGCUCGCCGAGAUGGACGGCGAGGGCCGGUGCCGGCGCCGGAGCCGGUACUACGUGCUCGAGCGGUCCUUCCACCGCCGCUGCUUCCGCACCACCUACUGCCUGGCCACCCCCGGCGUCCGUUUCUGUGCCCCGCUGAUGCGCGCGAGCCGCCGCCUGCAUCAGGAGACCUCGUACCUCGUCUACGGCUGCCACACGUUCGACUUCGGCAGCGACAUCGAGGCCGUCGAGCCCUUCCUCUCCGACCUGACGCCCGCCAGCUGCCGCCUCAUCCGCGAGGUCUGGCUCUACAAGCGCGGCCCUCUGUCUCCCUACGACACCGACCGCGGCGAGUGGCGCAGCGUCUGCCGCUUCCUGCGCGACCACGGCUCCGUCAAGAAGCUUCGGCUCGUCGUUCAGGGUGGCCGCCCUUCCGGAGGCGCCUGGGUCGGCCCCCGCGAAUUCACCGCCGCCGACCUCCAGCUCCUCUUCGACAUCAAGCACGAGAGCCUCGACUGGGUUGGUGAGCUCGCCCGCGUCAGCGGCAUCGAGGAGCUCGACAUCCUGCCUGACGUCCGCUACUGCCCCCAGCCCUCCUCCACCAACAUGAUCAUCUUCGUCGCCCUCUCCGCCUCUAUCGAGCGCGGCCUCACCGAGUUUGUCCGCACUCAACUGCGAUUGCCGCUGUGAGAAAUGCUUCGAUUCUCUUUUUCCGCUAAGGAGACUGGGGUAGCGGACACUAAGAGCUCGGCCUUCAUGUCCUCUUGGUUUGGUGGGAGUCGACAGGAGUGUAUAGUUGAGGCGUUUUUGACGGUUGACUAGCGACAAAAUAGACGGAUAUUUGCUUUAUUACGUAUGUUGCUGUAAUAGUCUCCCCACGCGCCUCCUACCAGUAUCAACUAUUGGAUUCGAUUAAGGGGAGUAGUUAACGGCGUAAUCUUGCGUCUUCCCGGCCAGUCUCCCCGGCGUUUCCCAUAGUAACUGUGGUCCAUAUAUUGACCUCAGCCUUAGAUAUCAUCCAGUCGUCAUGUGUGGUGAUACCGG